AUGACUACUGAAACUAAUCCACCUGAUUACUACUAUUAUAUCGACCCUCAAACUUAUUAUCAACCACAACAACCUAACCCUCUAGAUGAUUUGAUUUCUAUUUAUAACCUUAAAGAUCUUUCGAAACAAGUGGCAAGAUCCAACUUGGACGGUACAAAGGCAGUCAAAUUGAGAAAAUCAUACAAGAAUCAAAUUUCUGAUCUAUCAGGUAAAUUUAACAUCAUACCGACAAGAGAAAAUGGUAAAGGUGGGGAAAUAUCAAAUAUUCUAUUCCAAAACAAUGCAGAUAUGUUGUCGGAUGGUUCCAAUUAUAUGGAUUUGAAAAAGCAAAAUUAUCAAGAAUAUUUACAAAAGAUGAAAAAUAGAGAUUUAUCGCUUUUCAAUUUACCAAAUAUAGAUUGGAACCUUUGUAAUAAUGUCAUAUCCAAUUUCGAAAAAUCAUACCCUGCAGAAUUCCAAAACAAUUCCAUUAUAAACAAUUUCCAAAUUGAUGAUUUGGCGUUUGAUUUCGACGGAACAGGUAACUUGAAUCUUUCAAGUGCAAAUUCAAAUAAUACAAAUAACGUAAGCAAUCCUGGCAGUACAGGUGGGACUACUGCAAGUUCGAUGAAGAACGGUUCACAACAGAAAAAGAGAAAGAAUAAAUCAAAUGGUAGUUCAAUGGCUACUCCUAAUAGUGAAUUCAAUGAUGAUGUUAAGAGAAGAAGGUUGGAAUAA
Messenger RNA from Henningerozyma blattae CBS 6284, 717 nucleotides. RefSeq names its product Rox3p (gene ROX3). Bases 1 to 717 code for a protein of 238 amino acids. Gene Ontology annotation, molecular function: transcription coregulator activity. The record is from RefSeq and is a predicted model, not a curated record. Lineage: Eukaryota; Fungi; Ascomycota; Saccharomycetes; Saccharomycetales; Saccharomycetaceae. Gene Ontology annotation, cellular component: core mediator complex; mediator complex. The transcript has a single exon. Gene Ontology annotation, biological process: regulation of transcription by RNA polymerase II.